UUAUUUAUUUUUUAAUAAGCGUUCGCGUUCGCCAACAGGUAGACGUCGUUAUCGCACGAUCGUUUUCCGCCGCUACUCUAUUAGUUAUUAUCUCUGUCAUUCACGUAGUAUUAUUUGUUUAUUGAAUUGAAAUAAUAAAAUUAUAUUAAAUAAUACUUAUUCGUAUGAAAUAUUUAUAGAACGUGUAACACGCGAAGUGAUAACACUUUAUAAUGUGGUGAAAUGUGUUUUAUUGUGUUGCCGCGCUCCCUUAAAUAUUGUGCCGUACUGUUGAGUUUCUUAUUUUGAUUUUUACUAGUUCAGUUUUACUUAAUCUAUGCUAGUGAUUAUAUUUUAUAGUGCCAUAACGUUAUAAGUGCGCGUUUAGCAUUCGAUUUUACAAAUGUAUGUUAAUGUUUUAGUCAAUUGCGCAGCGCCGCGACGGUACUGUAUGUGUGUGCUUGCUUUGUUUUUCGAUAACGUUGUUACCAUUUUCUUCUCGUCUGGCGACCGGCAUUGAAUGAUAUUAUCUUAAAGGGUGUUGCUUUUAGCAACCACUAAACUGCCUUACGCAGUUUCAAAAUACUAACUAUCAUGGCUAAUCCUAGAAAGUUCAGUGAAAAAAUAGCAUUGCACAAUCAAAAGCAAGCUGAAGAAACUGCAGCUUUUGAAAAAAUUAUGCGAGAAGUUUCAGUUGCCACCUGUGUAAAGGCUUUGGCAAAUGGUUCAGAAGAAAUAGUUACCGACCAAAACCCCGAGGCCCGCGUACGACCUGUUGGGUACAGGGAAAGAGGCCGAAGUGUUGGAUCAGUGGGGCCUAUGCGAUCUGAAAAACGUUCCACCGAUAAAUCUCCAUACUCUAGUGGUCCAUACUUAUCACCGCCACCACCCGAUUCCGGUUGGAGACGUACAAACUCCGACUCAGCUUUACAUAACAGUGUAUUGCAAAGUACUUCUACUGAAUCAGUAGCUCAUUUGCAUAGUCCUGGGUCUCAACGCAGGACAUUAAUUGAUAACCAACAGUAUGAAAAGAAAAAAUACUUAUCGACAUCGCCAGAUAGAAGGCCUAGAUCUUGCUGUGAAGUUCCUAGAGUUCCUGGAAUCAAUAUUUAUACUACUCAGCAAGAACCUGGAGUCGUUCAGAUACCUAUUGGUAAUAAUACUGGUUCACUUCCAGACCUUACUAACUUCCAAUUUUCUCCGCCAAUCCAUGCACCACUUGAUCAGGAUGAUCAAUAUAAUUUGCCAUCGCCGUAUAAUAGCAAUCAGAGCCCUUUAACGGAAGGCUAUAGCCCUCAGGGUUCUCAAGGUUCUCAAGGCACUCCAAGCCAGAGCCCAAGUGUAUUGUCCCCUGUAUCUGUCAGUAGUCGCACUCCACCAACGCGAUUUUCAUUUACUAGUUCUCCACCGCCUGAUUCCCCUAAUCAAACUACUGUGGUGACAUGUGACAUUGUGUUACCUAACCAUCUUAGUGUUCCUUACUAUAUGAACCAUAGAUUGCAACGCACUACUAAGGGAUUUACAGUGGAUAACAGUCCAGGAAAUAAUAACACAGGAGAAAGUUGUAAUGGUAGCAUUAAUAUGCACAUUUUACAACCAAACUCAAAUUUAAAUUAUGUAGUAGGUCAAAGAAAUGGCAUAAAAAUAGAACCUAUGCAAACAUUAAUAUAUCAUCAACAUGUUCCAUUAUCACCAGCACAACAACAGUGUAGUCCUAUUGACAGUCAAAAUGAAAUAAAUUCUUCUCAUAUGAAUAUGGGAAGUAAUCAGCAUAACAAUAUCAACUCACUUGGAACUUAUAGAAAUCAAUCUAAUAGACCAAGUCCACAAUCAUCUCCUGGACUAACCAUUCAAUAUGGAAGUUCUAGCCCAGUAUGUAAUAGUCCUCAAAGUCCAUCUUCACCUAGCAGCUCUGUAAGCAGCACUCAACAAAAUCAAAAUUAUCAAACCCAAAAAGAUUUUUAUACAAAUCAAGUCCAAGCUAAUACAUUACAACAGCAUUUUGAACAAUUCACUAUGCAGGACUGGAAUCAAUUAAUCCAAACACUUAAAGAAUCAAAUUCCACUGCUUGGAUGGCUGCUCAAUUGCAGCUUGACAGUCCUGUAUCUACAGGUUUAGAAUACAUAGGUUCCCCUACUAAUAACACAUACUUAUCACAGACUGAUGAUUAUGUGAAUUCGGAGCUGACAGCUGAUCCUGGUUAUUUUAGUACAUCACCAUCUCAGUCACUUCAAUACCCAAACCAAACACACACUACGCCAAAUACUCCUUCCAGUAUUCCAGAUAUCAUACUCACAGAUUUCUCAAAUGGUGAUCAACUGGACACACGCAAUGAUUUUGUCAAAGGUUUAAACUGUUCUAAUUCAUUUGAGACAGAUUUCUUUUCUAAUGAUGAAAGCUUACGACAAGGCCUAGCUGAUCAAAUCGAUUUGGAACAUUUACAAAUGUUAGCUGAUUCAGAUAUUGAUGCAGUUACAAAUAAUGAUCAUUUUCGAUUGGUUAAUUGGUUUUAAUGAAGCGUUCGGAAUAAUUUUGUACUCAGUGACUUCAUAGAAACUGCUACCGAAGUAAUUCACUGUUACACGAGUAUAAAUUACAAUAUAAAAAUAACUGUUUGACAAAUAAAUAAAUUUAUUGAAGUAAUUUAAUUAAUUUAAUCUAUAAAGUAUUACAAUGUAUUCACAUAAAUAAGAAAUAUCUUCCAAUUUUUACUUGUUUUGUUUAGUUAAAUAAAAAUUGCAAUAAUUUAUUGAUAAGCCAAAUUAAAAAAGAUUUUAAUUAUUAAAAUAAUUGUAUUUAGAUUGGAAUAGAAUUACACAAUAAUAUGUUAAUUUUGCACUUAGUAUUUUCAUCUUCUUUAUUGUUAACAUAGUUCUAUGAACACUUUUAUUUAAGCUUAUAAUAACAUUUUUUUAGUAUAUGUAAAAAAUGUAGUCGCUAAGAAAAUAACUAAUGUAACUAUAUUUGGUAUUUUUUUAAAAUGUGAAUUCUUAACGGCGUCGGCUCCAGGAUAGAUCAACUGUUUAUAAGCCUCGUGUAAGAUUAAAAACAUUUUUUUCCAUAUUGCUAUUUAUAGGAAACUCCACCAUCACUUUUUUUAUCUAAGCCCCGCAAAAACUAAGGGCGGUUUUUUGUUUCUAAUAAUUAUUACCGAUAUAUAUUUUUAAACAAAUUAUUGUAGUUAUUUUUUUAUUUAUUUAAGUUUUAAUGAUAUUGUUUAAUAACAACUAUAUAUAAAAAAAUAAUAAUUAUUGUUAGAAAUAGUAUAAAUAUAAUUUUACAAAAUACAUUAUUUUAACUUAU
Molecule: messenger RNA, 3283 nt
Organism: Daktulosphaira vitifoliae (grape phylloxera)
Lineage: Eukaryota; Metazoa; Arthropoda; Insecta; Hemiptera; Phylloxeridae
Product: CREB-regulated transcription coactivator 1-like
Exons: 15
Coding region: 574-2493 (639 amino acids)
Biological process (GO): protein homotetramerization; positive regulation of transcription by RNA polymerase II
Cellular component (GO): cytoplasm; nucleus
Molecular function (GO): cAMP response element binding protein binding
Source: RefSeq, a predicted model, not a curated record